Haemonchus placei is the source of this 792-nucleotide messenger RNA. NCBI's taxonomy places the organism in Eukaryota, Metazoa, Nematoda, Chromadorea, Rhabditida, Trichostrongylidae. The record is from the annotation of a GenBank genome assembly.
AUGACGGAGGAAUCGUCGUCAUUCUCCGAGGACACCAUGAUGAUAGAUGGUCUCAAAAUAGGUUAUUGCCGAUACGGUACUGGCCCAAAGGCAGUGCUGUGCAUUUGUGGAGCCGUUGGCAGUUACAAGAAAGACUGGCCUCUCUCAGUUUUGGAGCACUUUGACAGAUCGUUACUGACAAUUGUCUGUAUCGAUCCUCCCGGCUAUGGUGUCUCACGUCCUCCGGAUCGUGUUCAAGAAGUAAAUCGAUGUAUGAAAGAUGCUGCCUUCUGUUUGAAAUUGAUGGAGAAUCUUGAGCUCACGCCAUUCACAGUGAUCGGCUGGUCUGAAGGAGGACGGACAGCUGUGCACGUUGCUGGACAAGGAGGUCCGGGAAAGGUGAACAAAAUGGUUUUGCUCGCCUCCGCCUCUCGGGUCACAAAACUCGGAGCAGCAGCGUUCUUCGGUAUGCGGAAUACCGAUCACUGGAUGGCAUCCGCCAAGGCUCCAUAUCUCGCUCAUUACUCGGAGGACUACCUACGAAAGCAAUGGGCAUCAUUAUGUGACGUCGUUCAAGUGUAUGACUUUUGUGGAGGUCGUUUUCCAUGUGACUAUGUACUGCCGAAAAUAACCGUGCCAUCGUUGAUCAUGAAUGGUGGACAAGAUCGCUUCUGUGGCGAUCCGAAGACGUGUUUCCUCUCAGUUCUCAAAAAAGCAAGAUUGGAAGUGCAUGCUCAAGGUGGUCAUGACUUUUAUAUGAAAUACCCCAAAUGGUUCUCCGAGAAGAUCGUAACGUUUUUGAACGAAGGCUGA